Messenger RNA from Hyla sarda, 1905 nucleotides. It is a transcript of the gene B3GAT2, whose product is annotated as beta-1,3-glucuronyltransferase 2. Lineage: Eukaryota; Metazoa; Chordata; Amphibia; Anura; Hylidae. The coding region runs from base 809 to 1855 and encodes 348 amino acids. The transcript is spliced from 4 exons. The record is from RefSeq and is a predicted model, not a curated record. Gene Ontology annotation, cellular component: Golgi membrane. Gene Ontology annotation, molecular function: galactosylgalactosylxylosylprotein 3-beta-glucuronosyltransferase activity. Gene Ontology annotation, biological process: carbohydrate metabolic process; chondroitin sulfate proteoglycan biosynthetic process.
AGAAAGAGAAACAAAGAAGAGAGGGGGUGGGCGAAGCAGAGUGAUGCAGGGAGCAGCAUCCAGUGCAUCACUGAAGCUUUUAUUACAGAGUCGCAGCCCAACUCUACACUGCUUUCCAGGCAGCACCAGCACUAACAAACAAAAGCAGCAAACAAUUCACCAAUCCUUGUGACCUGGCUGCUGUCCAUGUUGUGCUGGCAAACACAACCUACUUGGAGAUGUAUUAUUUUGCUAUAUCCAGAAUCCCGAGCACAUGGAUGCUGAAAAGGCAAGAAGUUUCAGGGACAAGAAUAACAUCUACUAGAUGUCGGAGCAUUUUGUGCUGAAGAAUAGCUGCUUAUCCUACCCUUGUCCUGUGCUUUAAGAGUUUAUCAAUGAAGAAAUCAUCUAGAGAGAAUUUGGGCUAUUUUCUGAAAAGCUAUUGACAUGACUUGAUUUGGAUUUCAGGUGGCUUGGAGAAGAAGUCAGUGACACAAAGCAGGGGUUCUAUAAUGACUCUCAAGCACCAAUACCAACAACAAAUAGGCAUUUAUACGAAUCGAGGAGAAUUCUCUACAACUGCAGUUUGUGUUCUGCUCCUUUAGGCAAGGUAACUUUGCACAUCAUUUCAAGAGCUACGAUUAAUAACAACUAAAGGAGGUGACUGAAAGCAUUUGUAUGGGAAUUGUUUUACUGGUCUGUCAGGAUCUUGAAGGGUUUGUUUCUUUGGGAUUCUCUUCACUUUAUUGGAUUUAACACUGGACGAACAUUAAGGCUGCUUGAGUUUAUGCUCUCUGUUUGACUUGGUCAUACUUUUCUAAACAGCAAGAUGAAGUCUGUUUUCUACAGUUGCUUCUUCAUUCUUCUUCCGUGGGUAUUGAUUGUUGUUAUUAUUAUUGAUAUUGACACCAGGAAACCUUCUACUUCCAACAGAGUACCUAGUGCACGCCACUAUUCUCCAUACUGGAAGCAUAGGAUUGGGCGGGCAGCUUUGAUGAGACCCCAGCCCAGUGACACCAGCAUGGCUUCAUGGACCCCUAACCAAGAACAGUUGACUAGCUCUGAUAAUCUGUGGGCAAAGAAUAAUACAAUACCUGUUAUAUAUGCCAUUACCCCUACUUACAGCAGACCUGUGCAGAAGGCAGAACUCACUCGCCUAGCCAACACAUUCCGUCAAGUCCCACGUUUACACUGGAUAGUAGUAGAGGACUCAGCACGUCCUACAGAUUUGGUCAGUCGCUUUUUGGCUGGGGCAGGUGUAAGGGCCACUCACUUGCAUGUGCAAACACCAAGGAGAUUUAAACGAACUGGUUUACCCCGAGCUACAGAACAGAGAAAUGCUGGAUUGGCUUGGCUUAGGCAGCAAUACCAACCCAAGACUCAUCUUCAUACCCAGCGCUCAGGAGUCCAGGCACCUGAAAAGCAGGAGUAUCCAGCAGGUGUUGUCUUCUUCGCAGAUGAUGAUAACACUUACAGUCUGGAGCUAUUCCAGGAGAUGCGCACAACUCAGAAAGUCUCAGUAUGGCCAGUAGGCCUUGUUGGUGGGCGACGGUAUGAACGUCCAUUAGUAGAAAAUGGAAAAGUUGUGGGUUGGUACACAGGAUGGCGAGCAGACAGACCAUUUGCCAUCGACAUGGCAGGAUUUGCUGUGAGUCUUCAAGUGAUCCUUUCAAGCCCCAAAGCGGUGUUCAAACGCCGAGGCUCUCAGCCAGGAAUGCAAGAAUCAGAUUUUUUAAAGCAGAUAACCACAGUACAAGAACUCGAGCCCAAAGCCAACAACUGCACAAAGGUUCUUGUGUGGCACACUCGAACAGAAAAGGUCAAUCUAGCGAAUGAGCCCAAGCAUCCUCAGGAUACAAUAAAAAUUGAGGUAUGAUCAUCAGAUACCAUUCCGUGGAGUCCCAGGGAAUGAUUUGCCCACGGAUG